Messenger RNA from Arvicanthis niloticus (Nile rat), 1211 nucleotides. RefSeq names its product crystallin alpha A (gene Cryaa). Gene Ontology annotation, cellular component: nucleus; cytoplasm. The record is from RefSeq and is a predicted model, not a curated record. Gene Ontology annotation, molecular function: structural constituent of eye lens. Gene Ontology annotation, biological process: lens development in camera-type eye; response to heat; negative regulation of apoptotic process. Lineage: Eukaryota; Metazoa; Chordata; Mammalia; Rodentia; Muridae.
CUCGCCACUGCACUGCUCAGAGGCUCCUGCCUGACUCACUACCACCAGCCUUCGGUCCCUGCUGCAUCACCAAAUAGAACAUGGACGUCACCAUCCAGCACCCUUGGUUCAAGCGCGCCCUGGGGCCCUUCUACCCCAGCCGACUGUUCGACCAGUUCUUCGGUGAGGGCCUUUUUGAAUACGACCUGCUGCCCUUCCUGUCUUCCACCAUCAGCCCCUACUACCGCCAGUCCCUCUUCCGCACCGUGCUCGACUCGGGCAUCUCUGAGCUCAUGACCCAUAUGUGGUUUGUAAUGCACCAACCACAUGCUGGAAACCCCAAGAACAACCCAAUCAAGGUCCGAUCUGACCGGGACAAGUUUGUCAUCUUCUUGGAUGUGAAGCACUUCUCUCCUGAGGACCUCACCGUGAAGGUACUGGAGGAUUUUGUGGAGAUCCAUGGCAAGCACAACGAGAGGCAGGAUGACCACGGCUACAUUUCCCGUGAAUUUCACCGUCGUUACCGUCUGCCUUCCAAUGUGGACCAGUCCGCCCUCUCCUGCUCUCUGUCUGCGGACGGCAUGCUGACCUUUUCUGGCCCCAAGGUCCAGUCCGGCUUGGAUGCUGGCCAUAGCGAGAGGGCCAUUCCUGUGUCACGGGAGGAGAAGCCCAGCUCGGCACCUUCAUCCUGAGCAGGCUUCACCCUGGUUGUCCCCUGAGGCCCCUGAUCCAUCUAGCCCAGGGACCACAGCAAAGAGUCUGCCUCCCUUCCUGCCUUUCUUUCUUUCUUUCUUUCUCUUUGUUUCCUUUCCACUUUCUCAGAGGGCUGAGGGUUUGAGAGAGAGAGUGGCUUAGAGAGCUUGGGGACUUGGUCUGAGAUGUUGCGGAUUCAGGGUGACUAGGCUCACCCCCAGCCGACGGAGGGAAUGAUGGUUUUGAACUCUUGAGAUUUCCUGUUCUCCUGGAAAGUGGCAUCUGAGCACCUGCUCCACAGGCAGAAUCAAUGGUGGCUCACCAACUCCAAGAGCCCUCUGCCGAGGCCCUGGCUGGCAGCUUCCCCCUUUUGCCCACAACUACUGCAGGCACAUGUGCUGGGCUCUGACAGCCCGUCUCUCUCAUACCUUCUUCCUGUGACUUUCUCUACUAUGUAGUAUCGCUCCUGGGGACCCUGGUCGCCCAUGGGAAUGGAGCUCCUGGCAGACAAUAAAGAGCAGGUGACAGAAGCAAUUUCA